This is a messenger RNA of Puccinia graminis f. sp. tritici CRL 75-36-700-3, 645 nucleotides long. RefSeq lists its product as uncharacterized. The coding region runs from base 1 to 645 and encodes 214 amino acids. The record is from RefSeq and is a predicted model, not a curated record. NCBI's taxonomy places the organism in Eukaryota, Fungi, Basidiomycota, Pucciniomycetes, Pucciniales, Pucciniaceae. The transcript has a single exon.
AUGAAUUCAAAGCGCUCGUUCAUGCAAUUCUCCAAUGCUCAUGCAAGUCCUUACUGGCCAAGUGUGGUCAGAUGUGAAAUGAACCUAGACCUCUGGGAAAAAGCCUUGAAAGGAGCGGGCAUUCUGGCAAAUUAUCAGGAUGUCUUGGUCGGCUUUAAGCACGGUUUUCAUCAAGGGAUUCCAGUCCACAAGAUAAGGGGCUUAUCCUGGUUCACACCCGACAAUCAUUUGUCAGCAACUUUAGCAGAAGAGAAAAUCAAGGAGUCAAUGUCGAAGGAACUCAAGGCGGGCCGGAUGUUUGGACCCUUCACGAUAGACCAAGUAAAGUCAAAAUUCAAAUUUUUUAGAACGAGCCCUUUGGGAGCGGUCGUAAAUGGAGACAGGUCGGUCAGACCAAUCAACGACCUGUCUUUCCCUCACGGUAACGCAUCGAUACCGUCAGUGAAUUCCUUUGUGGACAAGAAAGAAUUCGAGACUACGUGGGAUGACUACAAUGUAGUAUCAUCCUUCUUCAGAGAAUCCGAAGGCCCGCUACUCUCAGCCUUAUUCGAUUGGGAAAAGGCUUAUCGGCAGAUCCCAACUCACCCGUCGCAAUGGCCUUAUCUGAUGGUAAAAGGACUAGACGGUGUAAGACUCAAAAAGUGA